Molecule: messenger RNA, 2612 nt
Organism: Penaeus vannamei (Pacific white shrimp)
Lineage: Eukaryota; Metazoa; Arthropoda; Malacostraca; Decapoda; Penaeidae
Gene: Rho1
Product: ras-like GTP-binding protein Rho1
Biological process (GO): small GTPase-mediated signal transduction
Cellular component (GO): cytosol
Molecular function (GO): protein kinase binding; GTPase activity; GTP binding
Source: RefSeq, a predicted model, not a curated record
GGGCGAGCGAGAGGAGUCCGUUAGAGCCGUUUGUUCCUCCCUCGGUCGUUUUUCGGAGGCUCGGCGGCCGCUCGGGAAGCCCUCUCGGCGCCUUCGGGAGGAGUCCCAGUCCCCCGCGAUCCCCCUCAGUCCUCGCGACGCCCCUAGACCGAAUCCAUGGCGGCCAUUAGGAAAAAGCUAGUAAUUGUAGGUGAUGGUGCCUGUGGUAAAACAUGUCUCCUCAUAGUAUUCUCCAAAGACCAGUUCCCUGAGGUCUACGUGCCCACAGUAUUUGAGAAUUAUGUAGCAGAUAUUGAAGUUGACGGAAAACAGGUGGAACUAGCGUUAUGGGACACAGCAGGUCAGGAGGACUACGACAGAUUGAGGCCUCUGUCCUACCCCGACACAGAUGUCAUACUCAUGUGUUUCUCUAUUGACUCUCCGGACUCGUUAGAAAAUAUUCCAGAAAAAUGGACGCCCGAAGUUAAACACUUCUGUCCAAAUGUUCCUAUUAUCCUUGUUGGAAACAAAAAGGAUCUAAGGAAUGACGCUCCAACUAUUAAAGAACUAUUGAAAAUGAAGCAGGAGCCGGUAAAGCCUGAAGAGGGUCGUAACAUGGCCGAGAAGAUAAAUGCAUUUGCUUAUCUGGAGUGCUCUGCCAAGACCAAGGAGGGUGUGCGGGAAGUUUUCGAGACGGCAACAAGGGCUGCCUUAGCUGUCAAGAAGAAGAAGAAGCCUAAGUGUACCCUUUUGUAAAGAGUGAUGUUAUUGAGAUGAGAAUGGGAUGAACAAUGCAGUCUGCCCGAGUGCUACCAGGAGGCCAAUAAUCAUACUGGCUCCUUUCCCUUCACCUCCAAGAUUUUUGCUGUAUCUGUUAAUCCUGGGGCCCAUUGUUACCAGAUGAAGUGUAAACUUUUAAGUUCCCAGCUCUUUGAAAGGAAAGUGUUUAUGUAGUUUGCCUCCACUUCACCAUUAUGAGUGAAUAUACUAUAGUUACAUGUGGGCUAUACAUACUAAUAGAAUAUGUGGUGGAGGGGAAGUGGAGUGAGGUAACGGGGAUCAUAACUGCAGACAGGAAUUUCUUUAUGCCAGUGAUGCUAGAGCCCAGCAUAAUGUUUCUUAGUAUUGACUGGGGAGAUGAUUUUGUCCAACUUCCGACGAAGUUGUAGUUCUAGAUAAGUUGAAUAUGGAUUUAUGCUAUGUCAUUUAACCUUGUAGCUCUAUUCUGGAAAGAAAAUCCUUUUGUUUUUACAUAUGUAUCAAAGAGGAAGAGAGGGAAUUGACUAUUUUUAUGUUAAAGUCUGCAUUGUUAGAUUGUUACAAUGUCAGGUGCCCCUUCCUGGGAAUAUUUAUAUUUCAGAGGUGGCUUUAAAGCCAGGAUGUUCUUGCUUUUAAGACUAGUAGAUGUUGCCAUGAGCAGAUAUAGUAUAUAUUCUUUAUUCAAAGUAAAGCAUUUGUAUGAUGUAAUGGCUCUGGUUUUGGGCAGGGGCCAGCAAACCUUGACUGCGUUGGACUAAUAAAAUCAUGUCCGAAGGAUAAUACUUUUCAUUGCUAUUGUAUAAUUAUUAUUAUUUGUUAAUAUUAUAAGUUGUUCUUGUAUUCCUAUGUUCCAAUACGUUCAUGUUUUAUUUGCUGUAGUCAAAAAAUCCUAUCUGAAUUAUUGCAAUUAUUAGUUUGACACAUGCCUUUUUCUCUGUCUAUCUUUUCAUGACUGCAUUACUGAACAUUUUGCUGACUGUACUGUGACCGUGACCAAAUGCCAGUUGUUUUAUGGUUCAUUUGGUAACUAGACUGUUGUAUCUGCAAGUCACAUGGAGUGCAGCAUUUAGACCAGACAACUGCGCAGUUCAUCUAGCAAGAAAGCAAACCACCUUUUUGUCACAUGUAGUUAGAUUUUCUACUUGAAUUUAUUUUAAAUUAAACAAACUGCUUUCUGUCCGAACAUCUUCCAGUAAAAUGUCAGUUAUUGACCAUUAUUAGAUAAAGUAAACCACUCUCCAAGUCAUAGCAACUUCAGUGUUUCAUAUUCUAAGUGUGAUUUUUUAUAUUGAUUUGUAUGUAUGUACGUACAACCGCUUGAUACAAGUUCUUUAGGAACUUGGAGCUUGAGAGUAUGUACCAGCUCUGAGAGGAACUCUGCUUGGGGGAGUGUCUUCAAGCCACUGAGAAUCCUUGUAAAUCUUUAUCUUUUAUUUGACGACCCUGAAUCAAGCAUUUAAAAAUUAGGAUGUCAUAAUUAUAUAUAAAUGUAAAUUUCCAUGUACUAGUUUGUUUUUUUCUUUCUUUUUUUGUCAAUAUAUCUUUUUAAAUACAUGUAUAUUUUUUUCAUUUUACCAAGUGCAUGUACAGGUAUAGUCUUUUGAUUCCCCCCUCCCCCCCCUUACCCCCCUGAAGGUUGCUUGUUUCUCAAUUGGGAGAAUAUAUAGGAACUUGAAUGGUCACCUUUCUCAGUGGCUUCCAGAAGCUCAACCGUAUAUUGCAAAGUGUUAGCUGAACUGCUUUUCAUGUGUAUUUGAGCUAAAGUAUCUUUAAAAAAGGACUGUAAGUUUUUUGUGGAAUAGCUCGUACAUUAAACGUACAGCAUUGCACAUCAUGUUCAGUUUACCCUUUUGUAAUAAAUAUGUAUCCUUUUA